Amoebophrya sp. A120 is the source of this 678-nucleotide messenger RNA. The record is from the annotation of a GenBank genome assembly. NCBI's taxonomy places the organism in Eukaryota, Dinophyceae, Syndiniales, Amoebophryaceae.
CCUUGGCCGCGUGGCUUUGGCGCCAGCCUGCCGUCGUCCCGGAACUACGUUCCCCGCGCGGGGCACUGUGCCCCGGGGGACCGACCACGUCCGCGCAGCAGGAGAGAAGUGGCGACCACGCCCAAGACCCGGACCGGGGCGCUAUCAGUCUACCCCCGCGCAGACGGGGGGGGAGGCGGUGCGCCAGGCCGCGCCCCCUCGCUCGCUCGUCAGCCUGACGCCGUGGGCGCGGGCGCCCGCCCUUUUCUGUCGGGCCUACUGUCGCGCGCGGAAUGAAAGGAAAGCAGGGCCGGGGGCGCGCGGGAACGAACCCACCGGGGAGGCGCCCCUUUUUAAUUUUUGUCAGGCCGCUGCUUCGCGGGGGGGCCUAGCCUUUCGCCGGUGCUUGUGCGGCGCCAGCCUGGACGGGGGCCUCCGCGCAUUGCCGUUGUUUUCGCCCAGUGCUAGGACCGGGCGCGCUUCUUGGCGCAGCUCCGUCGUGCACAGCGAAGGCCCCCGGCUGCCCUUGCUUUCUCACUCCAGGUCGCAGGGCAAUGCCGGUCGUAUCUUUCUUGUGCUAGCUCGGUUCGACGCGUGGCCGAGUCUCUAUCGCCGCUAGCUUCAGAGUAACAAAACCACUCAGCUUUAUCUUGCUUGUCCGCCAGUUCUUGUUCUUCACACACUUUGUAUCCAAGAUCC